GAAGCUGAAACUUUGUCCCUUCUAAGCCAAGUGUGGUACGUGGAAUCUAACCAGACUUCAUUAGAGAGAUAGGGUUUCAUUUAGGAGAUGCAAUCACAUUGCUUGCAGCAACAGAAUUACAGAAUUGCACUCCAAACUUUCUCACGCUUUUGUCUUUGAGACCUUUAGAAAUCUGGAGCCAAAUGGAUCAAAGAUUACACAUGUGGAUUGUAUGGGAUCAGAAAGUUCUUCUAGUCAUGGUUUCACAGAAUGGAAGUAAGCUACAAAGGUCAAGGUGAUGAUGCAAAUAAUAUAAAAUAAUCUUCUUCAAAAUGCAUUCUAAGUUUUUUCAGUGUAUAUAAAGAAGGCGGUAAGACUCAUCAUCCAAACAAGAAUGUUUGGUCACAAGAAAAAGAUGGAUAGCAUUAUUGGCAAGCACAGCAUUGCGAAAAGAUGGAAGAAACUAAGCGGCGAAGACAACUGGGAAGGCAUGUUGCAUCCUCUCGACAUUGAUCUUCGAAAGUACAUAAUUCACUAUGGCGAAAUGGCUCAAUCUACAUAUGAUGCUUUCAACACAGAGAGGGCAUCAAAGUUUGCAGGAAGCAGCAGGUAUGCCAGGAAGACCUUCUUCUCGAAAGUUGGUUUAGAGAAGGGCAAUGCAUUUAGGUACAACGUGACCAAGUUUGUGUAUGCAACUUCACAAAUUCAAGUCCCGGAAGCGUUUAUCGUUAAGUCUUUGUCAAGGGAGGCUUGGAGCAAAGAAUCAAAUUGGAUGGGGUAUGUUGCUGUGGCCACAGAUGAGGGGAAGGCUGUGUUGGGCAGGAGGGACAUUGUGAUUGCUUGGAGAGGUACUAUUCAGUCCUUGGAGUGGGUUAAUGAUUUGCAGUUCAAUAUGGUUUCUGCUUCAAAAAUACUAGGUGAGGAGGCUGAUGCUAAGGUGCACCAAGGUUGGUACUCCAUCUAUACUUCCGAAGAUUCGCGUUCGCCUUUCAACAAAACCAGUGCCAGAAUUCAGGUUCUUGCUGAGGUGAGCAGACUAGUAGAGCAAUACAAGGAUGAGGAAAUCAGCAUAACCAUAACAGGGCACAGUUUAGGAGCAGCAAUUGCCACACUAAGUGCAAUUGACAUAGUUGCCAACGGUAUCAACAAACCGAAAGACCAGACAACAAACAAACUCUCAUCAUGUCCAGUAACAGCCUUUGUCUUUGCUUGCCCUCGAGUUGGAGAAUCAAACUUCAAGAAAGUCUUCUCUAGCUACAAAAACCUCCGAGUCCUGCGAGUUCGCAAUGCACUCGAUAUUGUCCCCAACUAUCCGUUUCUAGUAGGCUAUUCCGAGGUGGGAGAAGAGCUGGGAAUCGACACUCGAAAGUCGAGCUACUUGAAGGGCCCUGGAAGCGUGGCGAGUUGGCAUAACAUGGAGGGGCAUUUGCAUGGAGUUGCAGGAACUCAAGGGAGUAAAGGAGGGUUCAAGUUGGAAGUGAAGCGUGACAUAGCAUUGGUUAACAAAAGCAAUGAUGCUCUCAAGGAGGAGUAUCUUGUGCCGGUUUCUUGGCGUUGUGAGAAGGACAAGGGGAUGGUUCAAAUGGAUGAUGGUUCUUGGCAGCUCAUGGAUCAUUUGGAGGAUUUUGAUUCUUGACCUUAAUAUAUGACUAGAAUCAUAAAAUGUGUUGGAAUAUAUUUCUAUUGAAUUUUUUUUUUGGUCUGAAAAUUUGUACUGAAAUUGAAACCCAAUAAGAUUCUUCUAAUUGAAUAACUUUCCAUCGAUGGGGAUGUAGCUCAGAUGGUAGAGCGCUCGCUUAGCAUGCGAGAGGUACGGGGAUCGAUACCCCGCAUCUCCAUUUCCU
Molecule: messenger RNA, 1823 nt
Organism: Rosa rugosa (rugosa rose)
Lineage: Eukaryota; Viridiplantae; Streptophyta; Magnoliopsida; Rosales; Rosaceae
Product: phospholipase A1-IIgamma
Exons: 2
Coding region: 374-1615 (413 amino acids)
Biological process (GO): lipid metabolic process
Molecular function (GO): glycerophospholipid phospholipase A1 activity
Source: RefSeq, a predicted model, not a curated record